GUACUCCAAUGCAGAGUCUCUUUUUGUACCUCUUGCUUGCCGUAGUUGCUAUAGUCCAAAAUGGCAGCAUCCUUGAGGACGUUUUGUACCGCAGUGUCGAGGCAGUCUAUACGCCCAUUUUCAUCGUCGUGUGUGACCCUCGCGGGAAAGAAGUGGAGACUGGAAAAUGGUUUAGCACGUAGUGGAUCAGAAUAUGGGCCAUUAACAGAUCUGCCUGACUGGUCAUAUGCAGAUGGAAGGCCUGCACCUCCAUUGAAGGGGCAGAUCCGCAGACAAAAGCAAAGAGAGGAGUUUGCUAGAAGAGCAGUGUAUCUCAGUGCAGAGGUGGAUGAAGGGAUGAAGCAAUGGCAGGAGAAGAAGGAAGAGGAGAAAGAGAAAGAACAGCAUGUGAAAUCCUUAUUGCUAAAACCUAAAGGAAAUUUAUUAAAGAACAAAAAAUAAAGAUACUUCAGGAC
Sinocyclocheilus anshuiensis is the source of this 455-nucleotide messenger RNA. RefSeq names its product mitochondrial ribosomal protein L52 (gene mrpl52). Gene Ontology annotation, biological process: mitochondrial translation. Gene Ontology annotation, cellular component: mitochondrial large ribosomal subunit. Bases 61 to 441 code for a protein of 126 amino acids. The record is from RefSeq and is a predicted model, not a curated record. Lineage: Eukaryota; Metazoa; Chordata; Actinopteri; Cypriniformes; Cyprinidae. The transcript is spliced from 5 exons. Gene Ontology annotation, molecular function: structural constituent of ribosome.